Telopea speciosissima is the source of this 673-nucleotide messenger RNA. RefSeq names its product transcription initiation factor TFIID subunit 10-like. Lineage: Eukaryota; Viridiplantae; Streptophyta; Magnoliopsida; Proteales; Proteaceae. Gene Ontology annotation, biological process: transcription initiation at RNA polymerase II promoter. Gene Ontology annotation, cellular component: nucleus; SAGA complex; transcription factor TFIID complex. The coding region runs from base 70 to 480 and encodes 136 amino acids. Gene Ontology annotation, molecular function: promoter-specific chromatin binding; RNA polymerase II general transcription initiation factor activity. The record is from RefSeq and is a predicted model, not a curated record. The transcript has 6 exons.
GCUUUUUAGAUUAACUCUUUCGAUUUGAGAUUUGAGCCGAGGAGAGAGAGAGAGAGAGAGUAAAGGAGGAUGAAUCAAAACACCACUUCAGGCGAAGGCAGGCACGACGAUGAUUCCGCUUUGUCCGACUUCCUCGCUUCUCUGAUGGAUUACACUCCCACUAUCCCAGAUGAACUAGUGGAGCAUUACGUCGCCAAGAGUGGUUUCCAGUGCCCCGACGUACGACUAAUAAGGCUGGUAGCUGUUGCUACACAAAAGUUUGUUUCAGAGGUUGCAACUGAUGCUCUUCAGCAGUGCAAAGCAAGACAGGCAGCAGCAGUCAAAGAUAAGAGAGAUAAGCAGCAGAAGGAUAAACGCCUGAUCUUGACAAUGGAGGAUUUAUCCAAAGCACUUCGUGAGUAUGGCGUGAAUAUGAAACAUCAAGAAUACUUUGCGGACAGCCCUUCAACUGGAAUGGAUCCUGCUUCAAGAGAAGAGUGAAGUGUAUUUGUUUCUGAACUUACUACUUCAGGUCAAGUUCGGUUUCUGACUUUCUGUUUCUUUCGUAUUUGUCCUUAAACUUUAACCGAGGUGGUUCUUCCAUAGAGUAAUGUGUUUGACAUAUACAGGGAAAGUUGUCUUUAUUAGCAAUUUGUACAUUUUCUGUCAUCUUGUCAUGGAAGACAAUUUGUUU